AGCAAUGAGACUGGGACUGAAGGAGAGCCCGCCGGCGUACCUGUCGCUCGCGCCACGCCCCACCGCCCUGCUCCUCAGCGCUCUCGCCACAGGCGUGAGCUAUGCUUCUGCCGGAGCAGGCAUCCUGGACUCAACCAACGCGGGGAACAAUAUCCCACUGUCGAAGCAGGUGCGGUACAUGGAGUCAACCAAGGCCGCCAUGGAGGCCAGGGUGGGCAAAGCCGCGGCGCGCCUCCUGCUCUCGAGGUCCUUCUUCCUCUUCAGCGUCGGCAGCAACGACAUCUCCGUGUUCGCGGCCGCGCCGGGCGACGUCGCCGCGCUCUACGCCAAACUCAUCUCCGGCUACUCCGCGGCCAUCACGGACCUGUACGGCAUGGGCGCGAGGAAGUUCGGGAUCAUCAACGUGGGGCUUCUGGGCUGCGUGCCGCUGGCGCGGGCGCUCAGCGCGACUGGCGCGUGCAACGACGGGCUCAACCAGCUGUCGGCCGGCUUCAACGACAAGCUCAGGUCCCUCAUGGCCGGCCUCGCCGCCCGGCUGCCGGGCCUCGACUACUCCCUCGCCGACAACUACAACCUCUCGCAAGUCACCUUCGCCAACCCGGCGGCAUCCGGGUACGUGAGCAUAGACAGCGCGUGCUGCGGGAGCGGGAGGAUGGGGGCGGAGAGCGACUGCCUGCCUAACUCGACGACGUGUGCCGACCACGACCGCUUCGUCUUCUGGGACCGCGGGCAUCCCUCGCAGCGCGCCGGAGAGCUCAGCGCCGCCGCCUACUUCGACGGAGCGGCAGGGUUCACCGCGCCCAUCAGCUUCGACCAGCUAGCUGGCCCAGAAGAUUUAGCUAGCUAGCUAGGUCCGCACUCCACAAGCGCGCAUGCUCCUCUACUCGUGCACGUCGCGUUCAUCUACUUAUUUUUUUACAGAUAUAUACAGUAUAAAAGCUACUGGUAGAUUAAUAAUUAGCCGUGCAACAAAGUAAUUCAGAGUGUCUGAAUGCGAAAUGUCACUCUGAAAUACUGUUUAAAAUACAGUUUAAAAUACUUAUGCGAAAAAUGAGUUCGACGAAGCUGGCCCUAGUUGUGACGUUUCGCAGGAAAUAAUAAACAAUACUCGUCAACGU
Triticum dicoccoides is the source of this 1118-nucleotide messenger RNA. Its product is annotated as GDSL esterase/lipase At1g71250-like. The transcript has 3 exons. Lineage: Eukaryota; Viridiplantae; Streptophyta; Magnoliopsida; Poales; Poaceae. Bases 5 to 847 code for a protein of 280 amino acids. Gene Ontology annotation, molecular function: hydrolase activity, acting on ester bonds. The record is from RefSeq and is a predicted model, not a curated record.